Messenger RNA from Drosophila rhopaloa, 2663 nucleotides. Its product is annotated as adhesion G-protein coupled receptor G7-like. Gene Ontology annotation, cellular component: membrane. Gene Ontology annotation, molecular function: G protein-coupled receptor activity. NCBI's taxonomy places the organism in Eukaryota, Metazoa, Arthropoda, Insecta, Diptera, Drosophilidae. The transcript is spliced from 2 exons. Gene Ontology annotation, biological process: adenylate cyclase-activating G protein-coupled receptor signaling pathway; cell surface receptor signaling pathway. The record is from RefSeq and is a predicted model, not a curated record. Bases 81 to 2513 code for a protein of 810 amino acids.
GUCGGACGUGAAAAUCCCUUGCCAAACUUAUAAACAGUUUCGGAGAACUGCAAACAGCUGUCGCAGUUGAGUCACACGCCAUGAAUUUCGCCUGGUGUUUACUGCUUUUCUUGGUCUUGGCCUUCAAAUCGCCUUUGAACUUGGCGGCCUAUACAAAUGGCAAUGAAAACUGCCCUGCGGAGAGACAGAUGUGUUUAAAAAAUGGAACCUACAAUCACUGUGCCGGUGUGGAAGCAAGAUAUCCGGGGAAAACCAUGGAGACCGGCAUAGUGUACUGUGACUCGAUGUUCUGCGAACCGGAAGAGUUCCAGCAUGACUAUAUCACCCGCAACCACGAUCAAACACCGCACUUGAACAAAUGGAAACGGACCAAAAUCGGCGAACGUGCCACUUUGCACGACAUUUGUUUGUUGAGCAGUGGAAUGCCGGUCACGAGGUGGUGCAAACUGCAAAACUUUCGAGCUCACUGGGAGUCCACGGACGACUGGGAUCCUGUGGUCUGUCUCAGGCGUGUUAGGGAGCACACCAUCAGUGGCGAUCUGAACAGCCUGCACGAUGACAUCCUCGAGGGCAGGCGACGCACCAAUGACACCCAAGGACGUCGUGAGAUGAGCGGCAUCAUGAGGAACAUGUUCCGACAAAGGGAUAGGACCCUUCUGCCCGUCGAUGUGCACAUGACGGGCCAGAUGCUGGGCACUCUAAUGCAACAGGACAAGGAUGCGGUUGUCAGUGUGGACCUGCUCAGUGUCUGCAAGGAGAUAAUGUCCUGUGACUCUAAGGUGCUCCAGUUAUCGGCCAAACUUAAUGCCACCAACUCCCUUUUGAGCCAAUUUGAAAACUACAUGGACGCUCUCCCGGACCAAAUGGUUCCCAAGGAAAGAUGUGGAGAAGUGGUGGCCAAGCCAACUAGUGAUGAAACUGAAACGGCGACCACUGGAGUGGAAACGUACGACUUCGCUGAUAUUGGAGUCCAAGCCUUAAUUACCAGCAACAUUAGCGUGUUCUUCGCCAAUCCAGAUUGCGGCAGUAUUACUGGCAUAGCCAUAUAUUCGGCUCCAGCUGAGGAUCGAACAACUUCCGCCAGUGGCUUCUAUUACCGCUUUAUAAUGUUCACUGAUGACUUGGCUGAAAUAAAGCAAGAGUCCCAUCUGGAGACAGCUGCCUUCCUGCCGAAGUAUCUCUGGAGGGAGGUGAAAAACAGGGGAGCUACGUAUCUUAUUUUCAAAGUCUAUUCCCACGAUGCUCUCUUCGUGGAAAACUCAGAGCAACGCAAUCGCAGGCCUCGCAGCAAGGUGAUCUCCAUUUCAAUUCCGGGAUUGGAUAACAACAAACUUACUCUGCCGUUGCCCAUUCUGCUUCGGAAUGAAAACCUUCGUGAUCCAGAUACCAAGGCCCUUAGUUUGGGCAGUGGAUGUGGCUAUUGGAACUACGAGACCUGGCUGAGCGAGGGAGUCACUACCAGUGGCAGUUCAGAUCUGCUCACUGAUCCCAUCAUCGAGUGCCAUACGUACCACCUCACUCAGUUCGCAUUUCUGGUGGGUGGCAGCUAUCGCACCAACGACCUUGGAGAGCAGGUUCUGAUCACUCCCAUUAAUGCGAAAGUGCUGGACAUUAUCUCGAUCGUGGGAUGCAGCCUUUCGCUGCUGGGAGUGCUAGGCAUUUUCCUCACAGCAGCUCUUUUUAAGAGUUGGCGCAGUCAGGCCUCCACGAAGGUUCUACUCCACCUUUGCCUGGCCAUGGGGCUUCAGAUGGUGCUCUUCGUGUUCCUGAACACAGAUGAUAUUUCCGAAGAACUGGUCGCCAAUGGAGACACAGUCCGUUGUGUGGCCCUGGGAGCUGCCAUGCAGUACUCCAUUCUAGUGCUCUUCAGUUGGAUGCUGAUCAUCGCCUUCCUGCAGUUCCAGCGCUACGUGACCGUCAUUGGAAUCGAAAGACCCCGUCACUAUAUCCUCAAGGCUGCCCUUGUGGCCUGGUCACUGCCACUGGUUCCCACCCUGCUGGUGGCCCUGAUAGACCCAGAUUCGUACAUUCCCACGACUGAGCAACUGCAAACGGACACCGGAAUCUGCUAUCCAUCGGGUUAUGGUCUGAUCUUCGGAGUGGUCCUCCCAGUGACCCUCAUCACGAUGUCUAACCUGGUGAUCUUCGUUUAUGUGUUCUACAGCAUCUCGCACUCGUUGAGCCAGAGCGUUCACAAAUCCGAAAGGAGAAUGGUGGUCAAGCAGAUUCGACUGUCCAUAAUGCUUUUCUUCUUGCUGGGUCUCACCUGGAUCUUUGGAAUCUUCGCCUUCAUGAAGGCGGGAGUGGCCUUCUCGUAUCUCUUCUGCAUCACGGCCACCAUGCAAGGAUUCGUGAUGUUCGUCUACUUCGUCCUUUUGGACUCAGCGAACCGACGGGCGUGGGUGGGUCUCAUCUGCCCCACCAAGAUGGAGUUGGAUGUCGUGAAGCGCACCACCGAGCUCCAGUCCAUGACCACCUCAUCCACCAACUACACGAGCAGAUCGCAGAAUUAGUUACAUCCUCUUCGAAAAUCCCAACGAACAAAAGGUCCAGAACCGUGUAUAAAUGUGUAUUCUUAUUUAUUAAUUACCUUAUAAUUUGCCAAUAUUUAUAGUUUCUUAUUUAACUAGUAGAUUUGUAUAUUAUUGUUCAACACACGAAUA